Seriola aureovittata is the source of this 2189-nucleotide messenger RNA. RefSeq names its product syntaxin 19 (gene stx19). The transcript is spliced from 5 exons. Bases 289 to 1197 code for a protein of 302 amino acids. Gene Ontology annotation, molecular function: SNARE binding; SNAP receptor activity. Lineage: Eukaryota; Metazoa; Chordata; Actinopteri; Carangiformes; Carangidae. Gene Ontology annotation, cellular component: SNARE complex; endomembrane system; presynaptic active zone membrane. Gene Ontology annotation, biological process: synaptic vesicle fusion to presynaptic active zone membrane; intracellular protein transport; exocytosis. The record is from RefSeq and is a predicted model, not a curated record.
CUAAACAGUUGGUGGCACAACUGUCACAGAGUAUUCAGACCUGUAACUCACAGCUGACAAACAUCAGGUGGAUGUGAGGAGAUGUGAAGAUGACACAAUGAUAUCAAAGAUGUGUCAGCUUGUCUUGGAUUACAUUCCUGGUGAACUCUGCAUGGAAAUACUCCUCAGACAACCCAUGAUGGAAUACUAACAACAUUAAGCAUCCACUUGUCAGCACUGACAAGAACCGCACAUACUACAACAACUUCGUGUCCUGAGGAGUGAGUUUUGGCGAGGACACCUUCCACAAUGAAAGACCGCCUGGAAGAGCUGCAGCAGAGCGCUCAAGAGUUUUCUGAGGCAGCAAGUGAGAAUACCAAUCCUUUCUCAGGAGAGAGUGAUAAUGAUGACUCUGUGGUGGUCGGGGUCAUCACGCCACAGGCUGUGUUGUUCGAGGAAGAGCCAAUCAUUGAGAAUUUCUUGUCUGAGGCCCAGCAAAUACGAGAUGACAUCACAGUGCUGGAGACAGAGGUCCUUAAGUUCACCCAGCAGCAAAAGACCCUGGUGGCCACCAUGCGUCGUUUCAGUGUGAUGAAGAAAGAGAGCAGCAUAACACGAGACAUCAAGCUCCAGGCCGAAAGCCUCCACCGACGUUUAGAUGCCCUUUCAAAACAGGUCCAAAGAACUGAGGACCAGCAGGGACCUACAGCUGUUACAACGAGAAUACAACACUCCCAGCAUGCAGCACUCCACCUCAAGUUCCAGCAGGUAAUGCGGCAGUAUAAUGAAGGUCUGCUGACAAAGCAGGAGCGCUGUAAGUACUUUAUUAUCCGGCAGCUGGAGGUAUCGGGAAGGGAUGUGGCAGAGGAGGAGGUAAAUGAGAUGGUCGCCACAGGAAAAUGGGAGGUCUUCAACGAGAACCUGCUGAAUGAUGCCAGAAUCACACGGUCACAGCUGUCUGAGAUCGAACAGCGACACAAGGAGUUGUUGAGCCUGGAGAACAAUAUGAAGGAGCUGCGGGACCUGUUCAUGGACAUUUUCAUGCUGGUGGAGGAACAGGGGGCCUACAUUGAACACAUCCAGACCAAUGUAGAGAGGACACAGGACUAUGUGGCUGCGUCUAAUGAGAAGUUCAAGCUGGCCGCCAGGUAUAAGAAGAAGAACCCACUUCGACAGCUGUGCUGCUGCUGCUGCCCUCCCUGGAGAUGCUGCUUAUAGCACAUAUGUAUUUUUUUACGUCAAUGGUUCUUCCAAAUAAUGUUUUAUUUUGAAAGUCUCACUUACCUGUUGGGAAUUAGCAGCACUACGUUCAGGCACCAUUAAAGUGAAGGUUAUGGUGCUGCAGGUUUUGAACACAGCAGCGGUGAAGACAGAUUCAGCGGAGCAUAGAAAACAAUUAGGGGGGGAAGGGCCAGAAUUGGUAUUUGAGGCACUUGUUUCUUUCAAGAGGAUGUGAGGCGACCACUAUUGGAGGAGACAGUUCAGUGAGUGCUACUCACCAACACUGCUGCUUAUUGGAGACCUUCACUGUCAUCUGACAGAGGUCACAAACAAGGGGAGAUCACUGCCUCUGACACUGCAAGAUCAGCAAGACUGAUAUUUUACUUUUUUUUUUUUUUUUUUUUUUCCCAAAGAGCCUCACAUCUUUUUUUUUUUUUUUCUUCUUGUGCCACAGGAGCUCUUGUGAAUGGCCAUGUAUUUUAUACAGUAUAUGCACUUUAAGACUAAUCUAUACACUUUUCUCUGUUCUUUCCAGCAGAAGUAUACACAGCACACAAGCGUAAUGUGGUGGAGAAAGAUUCUCUUUCUGAUGGGUUUCGAGUCACUACAUAUUCAUUUCAUUUUUUUGGUCCACAUGCUGAUGAAAAAAAAAAAGGACUUGUUUUACAAUUAGUCAUUAAUCUCAUUUGCAUUUCAAAGUCUGAUCAUUUUCAGUGAAAAAAUGUUAUUAAUUUAUUCACUUUCACCGAGGCGGCAUUCAAGUAAAACUCUGAAUAACAAGCCUUGAUCAAAAUAUUUCUGUCAUGAUGACAAAACUGUAGAGAACCAUUGAAGUCAUUUGUUCAAAAAAAAAAAAGGUAGAAGAUUUUUGAAGUCUUGCAUUUCAGGAAAAUAUUUAACUUCUCAUGAUGUUUUGUAUUUUGGAGUGCAAUGGCAAUUCAUAAUUCUGUUGGAACUGUUACACUGCUCAGAUAAAAAUUUCUGGGAUA